Mauremys mutica (yellowpond turtle) is the source of this 5041-nucleotide messenger RNA. Its product is annotated as retinitis pigmentosa 1-like 1 protein. The transcript is spliced from 7 exons. The record is from RefSeq and is a predicted model, not a curated record. Lineage: Eukaryota; Metazoa; Chordata; Testudines; Geoemydidae. Gene Ontology annotation, cellular component: cytosol. The coding region runs from base 22 to 2241 and encodes 739 amino acids. Gene Ontology annotation, molecular function: protein kinase A regulatory subunit binding.
AUCAGAUUUAAUUAACAAUUCAUGGCAAUGUUUGUGUGCCCAACUGGGGUUAUGGACAGAAAUGUUCAUGUCAGUGCAAAGACUUCAUACAGUGAAAACACAGCACCAUUACCAGCAGUUAAUCACUUAAGAAGUGAGGAAUGUAUUCUAAUGGCAGAGCUUCCCUUUCUUAAAGCUGACAUCAGAGAAAUAUUUGAAAUUCCUUUAAAAAAUGAUUUCAAGCCCCGAAAAAGGAGGCGGCAAUUUUGGAGGAGGAGCCAACUUUGGAGGAGAAAACUCUGGUGCCGGAGGCCGAAAGUGAUGGAGCAGCAGCAACAGGGCAGAGAAGAGAAUCAAGAAGUAACCCAGGAGCAGAACCCUGCUAAUAAAGGUCCAAAGGUGAUUGUGCAGGUGCAGCCACAGGGCCAAGGAGGGGUGGUCCCACAGGUGACGGUGCAGGUGCAGCAACAGGGCCAAGGAUGGGAGGCACCUCAGGUAACUGUGCAGGUGCAGCCACAGCAGAAGGGGCCAGGAUGGGAAGCCCCAGGGGUCACUGUGCAAGUGCAGCAGCAGGGCCAAGGAGGAGCAUCCUUGCAGGUGACUGUGGAGGUGCAGCCGCAGCAGAUGGGCCCAGGAUGGGAAGCCCCAGGGGUCACUGUGCAGGUGCAGCAGCAGGGCCAAGGAGGAGCAUCCUUGCAGGUGACUGUGGAGGUGCAGCCGCAGAGGGGCCAUGACAGAGAAGGGUCCCGGGUAACACAGACCCAGCACCAGGGCCAAGAUGAGGAAGGGUCAAAGACCAUGGAACAGCAGCUGAACCAAGAUGAGAGAGAAUCACAGGUGAUGGCCAAAGAUGAGAGAGAGCCAAAGGAGCUGGAGCUGGAAGGGAACCAGGGCCAAGACAAGGAAGGGACAGAAGCAAUUGAGCAGCAGCAGGACCAGAGCCAAGAUAAGGAAAGGUCAAAGGCCAUGGAACAGCAGCUGAACUUGGAUGAGAGAGAGUCCAAAGUGAGGGUCGAAGAUGAGAGAGCGCCAAAGGAGCUGGAGCUGGAAGGGAAGCACGGCCAAAACAAGAAAGGGACAGAAGUGUUGGAGCAGCAGCAGGACCACAGCCAAGAUGAGGAAGGGUCAAAGGCAGUGGAUCCACAAAAACCAAGCCAAGAAGAGGAAGGGCUUAAGACUAUGGAGAUGGAGGAGCAGCAGGACCAGGGGCAAGAUAAACAAACAAUGUAUAAGAAACACCUGAGAGAGAUGCCAAAUUAUUUUGUCUCUAUCCCAAUAACAAAUGAUCAGAUUUUGGACAAAAUUGAAGAUGUCCAGGAGCUAAUAUUCACUAAAGAACCUGACUUGUUGAGAGCUCUAAUUCCUGUUCAAACAAUGCAUCUCACUAUCAUUGUAGCCCAUCUGAGAACAGAAGAAGAUGUGAAAAAGGCUGUUGUGGCACUGGAGCAGAGCAAAGCUAAAGUGGAAGCCAUUUUGCAGGGUAAACUCUUUAACAUGACAUUUCAUGGGAUUGGGCAAUUUAACAACCAAGUGAUAUAUGUGAAAAUGUCAGACGAUGAACAGCAAAUGUUAAGCAAAAUUGCAGAAGCUGUGGAGGGAUCUUUCAGUGAAAUGGGUCUCGAUAUUACAGGGAGUAAGGACUUCAAACCACACCUUACAUUUCUGAAGCUAUCCAAAGCACCUGCAUUGAGAAGGAAGGGCUUCAGAAAGAUUAAUUCGGAUCUAUAUAAGGAAUAUGAAGACAGCCCUUUUGGCACAGAGGUCUUCAGUCAAAUUGAUCUUUGUGCCAUGCAUAAGAAGAAGCAGGAAUCUGGUUACUAUCACUGUGAGUGUUCAAUUAAUGUAGGCUCUGGCAGUGCAGAAGAGAAUAAGGAGCAAACGGUGAAGACAGAAUACUUGGGUGGGAUGGCCACUGAGGUUCCUCCAAAUGGUGCAGCAGAGGUGGAAACUGGAGACAUUACUGCAGGCUGUAAUUGUGUAGCAAAAGAUGAUGACAAACCAUCUGAAAAUAUUGCUGAUGCGUCAGUCACAAAUAAAGAGACAGAAAUCAAUGAGAAGGAUGUACAGCCUGAAGCUAAGGAUGAAACUUUCACUGCAGAUGGAGAGGUCUGCUCACAGUCAGCACCUGAUCUCUUGCCAGUAAGCCCAGACACAUUAAAGGGUGUGGAUGAGAGACAAGAAAAAGCAAAGCUUGCAGAUGGUAAUUUGCAAAGAGUUGAGGCAACAGAAGUGGCAUCCGAUCAGCUAAACAUUACAGCAUAAAGGACAAACUGUUCCAGUCCUCAGCAAAUGUAGAUGUAACCAUUAUUGGUGAUGCCAAUCAAUGAAGGAAAGCCACUAGGGUACAAUCCAAUUAGAUUUAGAUACUGUACAAAGACAGAGAAAUGUUACUUAUUCUGAAUGCUAUUAGGAUGAUUAAUUACUUUUCAGCAGAAAUUGAAGCUCUUUUCCAAAGUAGUCAACAAAAAUCAGAAGUGGGACAAAGAUUUCUACAUGGGAAAAUUGAGUAAAUGAAGCAGAUUUGGGUGUAAACCUAGAGCUCAGUCCUGCAAAUUUUUAAGCUCCCUAAACAUGUGCACUUUCAGAGACUAAUGAUAUUAUGAAUACUCAUGAGCAUGUAUCUGUGGGAAUGGAUCCUUAAAAGUAGUGAAUUCAUUACUCCAAAAGAACCAUACACAAACAACCUUUGCUUUCAUGCCCAUACUUGGUGGAUGAUGUUAGUUUAUAAAGUUUGAAAUUUCUUUUGAAUGAUAGCUAUUCAAUGAGAAAAUAUUUUGUUUGAAUAAUAGAAAUAGCUCACUUAAAAUCUACACAGAAAUCGAGUCCUUGAUUUUUGGCUUUAAACUAAUAUAGUAUUACACAAAGGAGUAAUGCAUAAACAACAACAACAAAAAUCCAUAACAUAUAGUAUGUUUUUGUGAGAUGUCUAAUUUAAGGAGGAGAUGGGGCCCAACAGCCUUUCAAUCAAGAAUAUGGGGUUAUUUUAGACUGAACUGAAAUAUAUAGGAAUAAAGAAUGCAGUAAAAGAAUUCAUAGAGAAUUACUUUCUUCUUUGUAGAGAUGAAGUAUUUUUUGUUUUUCAAUGUUACAAAAAGUUAUUGAGCCAAAUCCUGCUUGUCUUACUCAUGCAAGCUGUCCUAUGAAAAUCAACGAGAUAACCUGCAUGAAUAAGGUAAUCACCAUUUUGCUCAUAGAAAGUGUGUUUGUUAGCUUACAUGAGCAUAGAGGAUUUAGAACCUAGUGGCAAUGUUACACCAGUAGAUGGCACUAAUGGAAAAACAGAUGUAACUGGUGAAACACUAUGAAAAUGAAAGGUUGCAGAAUUUGCAAGUGGAGAAGUGCUACCCUGAAGAUCUUUCUUUUGUACUUACCCGAAGACUAAAAAUCCACAAAGGGCAGAAGUAAAUGUUGAGAGGAAGGACAGUUGAAACAUUUAUAAAAUACCAUACUUCCGUAACCUGCUUUGAAUGGUCAUUAAAUAGUCAUGUUGGUAUAUUAAAAGCUCUAUUUUUUACCAGUAAAUUCAUGCUAUUUCAAGUAAAAGAAGAGCACACACAGUUUCUGAAAAAAUAGUUUCAAGCAUAUGGUGCUGGGAAUUCCACACAUGGUAUAGAAAUACUAACCUUGAGGCAAUUCAGUGCCUCUGAAUUGAUACAUCUAAUUAAUACUAUGAUGUUUGAAAGUCUGUUAAACUUAAACCAGACUUGCAUACUGAUCACUCUCUAACAUUUCCUGUAAGAGGAGGUUUGUAGGAAAAGAAGAUAAGUUUAGUGUUAAAAGUAGCCAUUUUGCACUAUUUCAUGCACUGGGCUGAGUAAAGCACAGGUGCAGUAUCUUGAGGCAGAAGGGACCAAUCUCAUCCCUGGUGUAACUCCACUGCAGCUAGUGGAGUAAUAUCCAGGGUGAAUUUGGUCCAAGCUUUAGGAAUUUCUAGCUAUUUCAUUCACAGUUUCUUCCAGUAGGUGUCUUGGAAGUGUGAUUAUAGUGUACGCUUCUAGUAAGGAUGCAGUUGAAAAGGUGUUUUUUUAAGUAAAAGUAAGUGUAAGAAAAGGAUUUAUUUUCAUGGGUUUUAAGUUCUGGAUAUCUUAAACUCUUAAUUAUAUAUUAAAGCCACAUACAUAGUUUAUGUCUUGGAAAAUCCUUUUCAGAAGUAUUUGCACUAAAUAUGAAGCAGGCAUUGAGAAACAAUGAGAUUCUUAUUGAUUCAUAACUGAAAAGAGAAAUAGUAUAAUCACACAUCUUCUUAUGAAAUUAAGUGGAUUACACAAAUUCCCCAGUCCAAACUAUUUUUUUUACUACAGAAAAUUCUAAUUAUCUUUUUCUAGAAGAUGGUACUAGAACAUAGCAAAUGUGUGCUGAACCUGUUAUCCUUUUGAAAUAUUUGCUUUUCUAAUUGCAUUGUACAGAUUUAGAUUUAAGUUUUAAUGCUGCUUUUGGUUUAUUGAGACAUUUGUGGAAGUAGAUUACCUUAUCUCUUAGAAAUACUGUGCACUUAUUUCGAGUAAAUUGUUAAAUACUAUUUAUUAUGUUGUACAGCUACCGCUAUUCUUGACAAUUCAGAGCAGCUUUUAAAGUAUAAAAUGUUUAGCAUGUACAAUUUUCAACUCUUUUUGUCUUGGCAAUCAUGUCAAAACAAGUUUAUGUAAUGCUGUUCAAGUUUCCUCCAAUUCUACAACCUGUGGUGAAAACAUGCUAUUACAAAUGUUGGCGUGGCUUCACGUUUUUUGUUUUAGCUGUGGUGAUCCAUGAUCUUGUUCCCACCCCUGUGUUUUCUAUCCAAAUUAAUUGGAAACACAUUUGAUUAUUAUACACUUAUGAUUGGGCAAGGCAGGUGGGAGACAGCUUCUAAAAUGAAAGUAAUUAUGUACUGCAGAAACUGAUGAAUUACCGUGCAUUGUGGCAAUUGUAUGAAAAUUACAUUGUUAAAUCUAGGUCUUGAUUUGAUGCAUUCUUUAUGAUUCAUGUAUUUACUCUUCUAUCUGUAUCCAUAAUACCUACGAUGUUACCUUUAAGGUGUCUGAUCACCUAUGUUUUCCCUUUGUGAACAAUUUUCUUUAUAAGU